Messenger RNA from Octopus sinensis (East Asian common octopus), 1738 nucleotides. Its product is annotated as zinc finger protein 239-like. Gene Ontology annotation, molecular function: RNA polymerase II cis-regulatory region sequence-specific DNA binding; DNA-binding transcription factor activity, RNA polymerase II-specific. Gene Ontology annotation, biological process: regulation of transcription by RNA polymerase II. The record is from RefSeq and is a predicted model, not a curated record. The transcript is spliced from 3 exons. The coding region runs from base 584 to 1489 and encodes 301 amino acids. NCBI's taxonomy places the organism in Eukaryota, Metazoa, Mollusca, Cephalopoda, Octopoda, Octopodidae.
UCGCCCUUAACAGAAUGGACGAUUACGAAUCGGAAUAAAGGCGCAUUGUUCUUCCGACUAGGGUCAAUUGUCAAGGAAGCAGAAUAAUUAGAAGGGAGAGGAAAUGACGUCAGGAAGGGACCGGAAGUACGACGGCAUGACGUGGGGAAGCCAGUGGUUGAAGACGUCUUUAUUCCUACAGUAUUUGCGAUGAUGCCAUGUCGUGUGCUGGGAAACGGCCGCAGAGUAGAAUAUAAUAUCACAUCAUGUUGACGUUUCUUCAUUCAGAUGUACCUUUGAUAUUUUGAUUGACUUUCAUCAAUUAAAGGAAGACCAUAUAUUCAUAAGGCACAUUCAUCAACGCAUCAACCUCUGUAUACGAAUAAAAUCUUCAAUGAACGAUGGGAAAAUAAUUUUUCUGGACAUUGCAAUUAACGGCAACAUUUACUUGACUUCACUGUCUGGAAUGUUGAGGAGAUGAUCAAUUUACAGGUUAAUUAAGUUUACAUCUCUUGUUUUGGAUAUUAAGCAAGAUCACAGAUGAAAGAAUUGUAGCAUUAAAUAUAUUCAUAGAAAUGAAAAAUUUAUUAUUGUUGUGAUAUGUAUGACAAAUUAUUCUCUCAUAAUGGAAAAUUUCGCUAAACCAAAAACCCCUGAUACAAGAGAGAAGCCAUAUCGUUGUAAUAUCUGUAGUGAAUCAUUCACUUUUAAUACUCAGUUGACUAUUCACAAAUGCGUUCAUACAGGAGAGAAACCAUAUCAUUGUGACAUCUGUGGUAAAUCUUUCUCUCAAAGUGGGGACUUCACCAAACACAAAUGUACACAUACAGGAGAGAAGCCAUGUCAUUGCGAUAUCUGUGGCAAAUCAUUUUCUAACAACAAUUACAUAACUAGGCACAGACGUAUUCACACAGGGGAUAAACCAUAUGAGUGUAAUAUCUGUGGUAAAUCGUUUUCUCUUAAUACCACUUUGACUAGUCACAGACGUAUUCAUACAGGAGAGAAACCAUAUCAUUGUGAAAUCUGUGGUAAAUCAUUCUCUUGUAAUACUCAUUUGAUUUAUCACAAAUGUACACAUACAGGGGAAAAACCCUAUCAGUGUGAUAUCUGUGGUAAAUCAUUCUCUCAAAGCCCUCACUUGACUAAUCACAAACGUACACAUACGGGAGAGAAGCCAUAUCAUUGCGAUAUCUGUGGCAAGUCAUUUUCUGACAACAGUCACUUGACUAGUCACAGACGUAUUCACACAGGGGAAAAACCAUUUCAGUGCAAUAUCUGUGGUAAAUCUUUCUCUCGAAAUUGCGAUUUAACUAGUCACGUACGUACACAUACAGGAGAGAAACCAUAUCAUUGCGAAAUCUGUGGUAAAUCAUUCUCCCGUAAUAGUAAUUUGAUUAGUCACAAUCAUAUUCAUACUGGGGAAAAACUAUAUCAGUGUGAUGUCUGUGGUAAAUGUUUCUCUCAAAAAGGACGCUUAAAUACACAUGUGAAUAUUCAUACACAAGUGUAACCGUAUCAAUAUCAAAAUUUAUUAGAACGGGACAACAAUUACGAAUAUUUUGUCUGUUAAAAGACUAGAUUUAUUCCUAUUCAGGUUUGACCUCAUCAACUUUAAUUUCAUCAUUAGCAAUUUGAUAUUAACGAACCCCAACUUCAGUAUCAUUUAUAUAUAUAAAAAUAUCAACACAGAGAUGACUUUGAUUUCUGAAGAGGAUUGUGCUGGACUUUUGAGGAAUUUGUUAUGAGAGAAUAAAGGAAU